AUUGCAGGUAGUUUCAGUUAAAUACUUUUGAAGAAAAGACACUCAUUCCUUAGCAGAAAGUCAGAAUUAAGCAAGCAUUUUUUCCUAAAAGAAUUUUAUUCCGUAAUAUGCGGCUCUCACAUCAUUGCUUCUAUUAUCAAAGAAGCGUUAUUGUUAAAAUUCCAAUAACUUUAACUGUGGUAUUUCUUAUCUGCUUGUUGUGUCUACUUUAUUUUUCACCUGCAAGUAAAUUUCAAAAAGCAGUCGAAGGUGAGAAGUUGAAAUUAUUGAACAAUCCUCAUGAAAUGCAGGAAGGUAAUUAAAAAAAUGGUGCAUAAUUUAAUAAGAAAAUUAAAUUACAAAUAAUUGAUUUUUUUUACGAUUCUUGUACUUCAUGUAGAAAAGAUGUCCAUGGUUGGCAAGGAGCAAUAUGACCAUGAACUGAUUUCAUUCGUGCGAAAAUCGUUGCUUGUAACUCCUGCCCCACUAUCCUCACCUUAUAAUCUGAAUGAACCGCAAAUACUCAGCCAGUCAAAACACCAGCUUGAAGAAAAGGUUGCAAGAGUCUUAAAAAAUAAGACAAGAGGUUUUUUCAUUGAGUGCGGUGCUUUGGAUGGAGAGACGCGCUCGAACACCCUGUGGCUUGAACGCAGCCUUGGUUGGCAGGGACUUUUGGUUGAAGCAGACCCUCUAAACUUUCAAAUGGUCCAGAAGAAGGGCAGGAAAGCCUGGCUCGCGCCCACCUGCCUCAGCACAGAGAGGCGCCCAAUCAUGGUUUCAUUUGACCAAAACUUCAACACUGGGAAAAUUGACAAGUUGGCCCAAAACUUUAAAGAUACAAAAAUUGAAAAGCCAGUCAUCUUCUGCACACCAAUCACCACACUGAUGCUGGCGCUUAAUAUAAGCAAGGUCGAUUAUUUCAGUUUAGACAUCGAGGGAAGUGAGUUUGAAGUUCUGCGUACUAUUGAUUUUGAAAAAUUUGAAAUUUCGACCCUCACUGUGGAACAUCAGCACUUGAACCAGAGUGGAAAAGCAGACAUGAAAAAGUAUAUGGAAGACAGAGGCUAUCAAAUAGUUGAACCUAAUUAUUGGGAUAUGCCAAACAGAGCUGACUUUGUCUUUGCCAAGACAAGUUUGUUAUAUAAAAAUUAGCUUUGGAAAUACUGUGUGAAGUUUAUUGGAAAGUACAGAAGAAGCAGCGGUUUGCACCUUUCACAGUGUAAAAAUCACAUCCAUAUUUGAAAAAUAAAACGUCCAAGUAACAACAAAAGGUGGAAUGCAGAGAGAUUAUAAAAUCCGACAACAACAAAUAUAAUUAUACUUGCAUUGCUUUUUGUUAUAUUUUUCUUCCCACCAAUGAUAAAAUUUGAAAUAAAUAAUAUAUUCUAGCUGUA
This is a messenger RNA of Neocloeon triangulifer, 1373 nucleotides long. RefSeq lists its product as uncharacterized. Gene Ontology annotation, molecular function: S-adenosylmethionine-dependent methyltransferase activity. Lineage: Eukaryota; Metazoa; Arthropoda; Insecta; Ephemeroptera; Baetidae. The coding region runs from base 385 to 1131 and encodes 248 amino acids. The transcript is spliced from 4 exons. The record is from RefSeq and is a predicted model, not a curated record.